Pipistrellus nathusii (Nathusius's pipistrelle) is the source of this 975-nucleotide messenger RNA. Lineage: Eukaryota; Metazoa; Chordata; Mammalia; Chiroptera; Vespertilionidae. The record is from the annotation of a GenBank genome assembly.
AUGCAGCCUCAGUCUGUUCUCCACAGCGGCUACUUCCACCCGCUGCUUCGGACCUGGCAGGCAGCCGCCACCACGCUCAAUGCCUCCAACUUCAUCUACCCCAUCUUUGUCACGGAUGUUCCUGAUGACGUACAGCCUGUUGCCAGCCUUCCGGGAGUGGCCAGGUAUGGUGUGAACCGGCUGGAAGAGAUGCUGAGGCCCCUGGUGGAAGAGGGCCUGCGCUGCGUCCUGGUCUUUGGUGUCCCCAGUAGAGUUCCCAAGGAUGAGCGGGGCUCUGCAGCGGACGCGGAGGACUCCCCGACCGUGGAGGCAGUUCGUCUGUUGCGCAAGACCUUCCCCAGCCUGCUGGUGGCCUGCGACGUCUGCCUGUGCCCCUACACCUCCCACGGCCACUGUGGGCUUCUGAGCGAGAAUGGGGCUUUCCAGGCCAAGGAGAGCCGCCAGCGGCUGGCAGAGGUGGCUCUGGCCUAUGCCAAGGCAGGAUGUCAGGUGGUAGCCCCGUCGGACAUGAUGGAUGGACGCGUGGAAGCCAUCAAGGAGGCUCUGAUGGCACAUGGAUUUGGCAACAGGGUAUCAGUGAUGAGCUACAGUGCCAAAUUCGCUUCCUGCUUCUAUGGCCCUUUCCGGGACGCGGCCCAGUCAAGCCCAGCUUUUGGAGACCGCCGCUGCUACCAGCUGCCACCGGGAGCGCGAGGCCUGGCGCUCCGGGCAGUGGACCGCGAUGUCCGGGAAGGAGCCGACAUGGUCAUGGUGAAGCCGGGAAUGCCCUACCUGGAUAUUGUGCGGGAGGUGAAGAACAAGCACCCAGAGCUCCCCCUCGCCGUGUACCACGUUUCUGGAGAGUUUGCUAUGCUGUGGCACGGAGCCCAGGCUGGAGCGUUUGACCUCAAGGCCGCUGUUCUGGAGGUCAUGACUGCCUUCCGCAGAGCUGGAUCUUCUGCUGUGAAGACCUCACCCAAGUACCAGAAAGUCUGA